AAAUGUUGGUAAAUUUCAAUCUUACUGGAGAAAUAAAGGUGAAUAAUAUUAAACUGAUGAAUCCUGCCUUGAGAUCUGGAGGUUCUUGGAAACCUGCACAUUGCAUAUCACGGCACCGUGUAGCCAUUAUAAUUCCUUAUCGAGACAGGCAUCAACAUCUUUUGACAUUACUUUAUCACCUGCUGCCAAUGCUUCGAAGACAACAACUGGAUUUUCGGAUUUUUGUCGUCGAACAACAAGGAAAUGAAACAUUUAAUAAAGGACGUAUUAUGAAUGCAGCUUUUAAAGAAGCCUUAAAACUCUUCACAUUUCAUUGUUGUAUAUUCCAUGAUGUUGAUCUCAUUCCUGAAGACGACCGGAAUAUGUACUCCUGUCCAGAAUUCCCUCGGCAUUUAUCUGUUGCCAUUGACGAAAUGGAAUACAGGCUAGCAUACUCAAUAUUAGUUGGUGGUGUUCUGAAUUUCAAAGUCGAACAUUUUCAAAUGGUGAAUGGAUAUUCAAAUUUGUACUGGGGCUGGGGAGCAGAAGACGAUGACAUGGCUUACAGAAUACUUAAUAAAAGAUUAAAAAUAAUUCGCCCUCCAGCAGGAGUGGCAAGAUAUAAAAUGGUACGUCACCAAAAAAGAAAACCUGCAAGCUGGGCAAAACGGAGCAAACUUUUGAGGACUGGACGUAAAAGAGCUAAGUUUGAUGGACUAAAUAAUGUUAAAUACAAACUUAUCUUUUCUCAUGAGGAUGCUUUAUUCACACAUUUUAUGGUUGAUAUAGGACCAGCUCCAAAGAUGAUAUAAUCUUCGAACUUGAAAAAAAAAAAGAGUUUUUGAAACUGACAAAAUUUUGGGUUAAUAUUUGGUUUAUUU
Molecule: messenger RNA, 860 nt
Organism: Octopus sinensis (East Asian common octopus)
Lineage: Eukaryota; Metazoa; Mollusca; Cephalopoda; Octopoda; Octopodidae
Product: beta-1,4-N-acetylgalactosaminyltransferase bre-4
Exons: 5
Coding region: 3-791 (262 amino acids)
Biological process (GO): carbohydrate metabolic process; glycosphingolipid biosynthetic process
Molecular function (GO): N-acetyl-beta-glucosaminyl-derivative 4-beta-N-acetylgalactosaminyltransferase activity
Source: RefSeq, a predicted model, not a curated record